AUGGAGAUCGAGCCCUCACCCCCAGCACCCAGUGUCGAGGUACUGUCUCGCAGUUUCGUAAACUUCAGCAGCAUGAAUGACAUGGCGAGCGCGAGCACACGUACCGCGAUCGCAUCUCACGCAGCGAGACUCCGGCGACAGCAUCGACGCAAGCAAGCUUCUCUGAGUGCUGGUGAGGUCGUCCAUGAUUUCCUGGUCUGGAAGCGGGAUCAGGCUCAAGAUCCGGAAGAUCAAAUUGAUGGUGCAGACCAACAACCGCAGGAAUAUCAGCGACAGCGUACAGUCGCGGUACGGCUGAAUCCUGUGCCUUUACGCCGAGUGCAACCUCGACCAUACAAUAUACUUGGACAAGGCAGGAAAGAUCCGUUUGCCACGUUUGCCGUAUUCGAUCCACCGGAUAUCGUCCAUGAGGUGAUCGAUCAUGCUGUCCACCAUUUCUGGCCAGGCUUCACUCCGGGAAGUAUGCCCAAUUCCGAGAAUCCAGUUGUCACGCGAUAUCUCGAGGCUAUUCGGCAGACACCACUCGCAUUCUACGCCUAUAUGAUAGGCACCGCUGAGAAUUAUGAAUUGCUGAGCGGAAUUGCGAUGGUAAACAAAGCAUUCUCACAGCUCUGCCUAUCCUACCGCGUUGAGAUGAUGAAGUUGAUCAACCUUGAACUUCAGUCUCUGACAGGUCCACCUUCUGAUAACUUGCUUGGCGCCAUCGUGGUGCUUGCUGGUAAUCAUGUUCUGUUCGCCGGUGGUCAGACUAGAGUUGUCUCCCUGGAAAGCGUCAACGCCUCUCGAUUUCGAUCACCCUUAAGGACUGCGCAGUUCAUUCAUAUAUACAGCUCAAGACCUUUUGUAAGCCCUCAUAGCGCAGCCUUGCUACGUCUGACGGCCAUGAAAGGUGGAUGUUCUAAGAUUGCUUUGCCAGGGGUGGCGAGUACCAUUGAACUGUGCGAUCUCGUCUACGCCUCUCAGACGGACUCCCAGCUCCAUUUACUGUCAAUGGACCCACCAAACCUGAUGAGUUUAGAAAAUUUGCGAGUUUCAACUUUUAGCUCCUCACUGAUCGUGUGGACACAGCUGCCUAUCUCUGCAGAUCAGCAAUCACAGCUCGUCCAAGUAGUUGAGGGGCUGUCUCUGGUCACGAAUGCCCUCGAAUGGCACAUUCGCGGAUCCCCACCUAGUGUUGAGUAUUCAGGUCUUGUCAGCGCCCGCAAUGCUGCGCAAUUCCUGUUGCUUAGCCUUUUGCCAGCAGCCCAAGAUGAGCAAAAAUUGUCGCCUGGCGGAUUGCCCGAAUAUAUGUUCGAGAUUGCCCGCCUCAGCCUCAGAAUUUUUAGCAACCUAGUGCUCUUUCCAAUGAAUCCCACUGGUGGCACAGCCAAUCUCUUGUCCCUUGCGCUCAAAGCUGCAAUUUUAGGCUGUACGACUGCCGUUACAGGGCUCGAGUUGUCCGCAGCGUGUAAGAAAAUCUUGCUUUGGUCAUUAGUGCUGGGUGGUAUGCAAGCCGAUGAUGAUCGUGAGAGCAAACAGCAACUCCGGACAUGGUUCUUGUCUCAGUAUAUCGAGUUGUCUUCGCAGGUGAACUUAGUGAGCUGGGAACUGCUCAGGGAAUGCCUCGUGUCAAUCUUGUGGUCAGAAUCUGUUCUUAAUCUGGCUGCGUGGGAAUUUUGGAAUGAUUCUCUUGGAGGCACCUUCAUCCACCAAGACUCCUAG
Messenger RNA from Exophiala bonariae, 1701 nucleotides. RefSeq lists its product as uncharacterized. Lineage: Eukaryota; Fungi; Ascomycota; Eurotiomycetes; Chaetothyriales; Herpotrichiellaceae. The coding region runs from base 1 to 1701 and encodes 566 amino acids. The record is from RefSeq and is a predicted model, not a curated record. The transcript has 3 exons.